GUCGUCAUGGACAGAUUAAACUGGGGGCACCAAAGUGAAAGCGAAACUUAAGGCUACACCGAAAAUCUGUGGCUUUCUGCCCUGCAGUACAUUCUUUGUUGAUGACUGAAGAUGACUGAAUGAAUAUUGAAAUCUUUAGGUGCAAAAUGUGUGCGGCCUUGUUUUAACCACCAGCACGUUGACAAAGUGAACAAGUGCAAAGAGGCCUGUUCAACCAUGCUACAGCAAGCUGAGAGACACAUCUCAGCCUGGCCUCCCGUCCUGUAGCCUCCCUCCAUCUCCUGCCCGCUGCGCUCCACGCCGCGACUCCUCGCUCCAUGUGCUCGUCCACGUCGGCCUCCUCCACCCGUGUCACAUCAGCCUAUAUCCUUAUCUGCAUAACUUUCUCCCUCUUCCUCUCACAUUAAUUAAUUCAAACAACACCCCCUUCCCCGCCGCCCAGCCAAUCACUCCGCCUUCCCGUCCUCUCUCCCCCCACCUCCCCUCCCUAUCUGCAUCUCUCUCUCCCUCCCUCUGUCUCCUUUCAUAGAACCAAACCUCUUUGUGAUGUCCAGCCUUGGCAAGUUGCGCCCGAUUUGCUGUCACAGUCUUAAUGAAUUCAUCUGUUUGUGUAUUGGCCAUGGGAGCAUUUCUCCCUCCUCCCUCCCUCUCCCUCUCUCCCUCUCUCUCUCUCUCUCUCUCUCUCUUUCCGACCCCCCACCCCACCUCCAUCUCUUACUGGUGUUCCCCUGGGGGCUCUAUAUAUACCAGGGACCACUCCGGGCACCUAUUGUUCCUCUAAGUAAACUUACAGACAGAUGCCCUGCACCACAGUGUGGGAGAGAGCCCAGAGAGUCAGGAGGAGGGAGACAGCUAGCGUUUGCAGAGAGUGACCAGACAGUACUGACCUGGAAACACCGCAGGGUAGCCUCAUCUCUAGCACCUCUGCAUCCUCUCCGCUCGUUCCGCGUGGCUCCCGCCGGUCUGCUCGUUGUCACUGCGGAGCGGAGGUCUGAUGUUCUGACACCAUGCUGCUGCUGAUAUCACUGCUCACCAUGGGACUCGACUGCUUGCUGGGAGCCCCGACAGGUCGAGAGGUUUACAGGAUGCCCCAGAGCGCGCUCAAAGCUCUGUCUGAUCGUGGCACUGUGGUUCUAGAGGCGGCCAUGUCCAGCGCCCUGUCCACCCUCGAGCGCGCAUCAUCUGAGAGGAGUCGGGCUGAAGCCGGCUGCCGGGGCUGCGUUCCCUGUUUGUUUCAGGACUGUGGACAGUUGACUGGCGCCUGCUCGUCUCCUGCCAGUGCCUUAUCAGAGCCCAGCUGUGAUGUCAUCACUAAGGCCCAGAAGCUUCAAGAUGAAGCCGAGCGUAGUUGGGUUUUGAGCCAGGCCUGUGCGUACUACCAGCACCGCUGCCCGCCUGGCGAGAUAGAUAAGGAGACCUGCAUCAGGAUCAUGGGGGAGAGCUGCAGCGCCCGUGUCCUCCAGUGCAGCCUGCUCAACACCAUGCAGAACCUGGAGCCUGCGACACAGACGCAUGCACAGGCAGUGUGCGGUCAGAGGUCGUCCGGGGUGCAGAACAUCACACAGCCUCGCUCCCGCAUUGUGGGCGGCUCUCCUGCUCCUCCGGGCAGCUGGCCCUGGCUGGUCAACCUCCAGCUAGACGGUGGCCUGAUGUGCGGCGGGGUCCUGGUGGACAGCUCCUGGGUGGUCACUGCUGCUCAUUGUUUUGCCGGCAGCCGCAGCGAGAGCUACUGGACCGCCGUGGUUGGGGAGUUUGACAUCACCAAAACUGACCCUGAUGAGCAGGUUCUCAAAGUGAACCGCAUCAUCCCCCAUCCUAAGUUCAACCCAAAGACAUUUAACAACGAUAUAGCCCUGGUGGAGCUGACGUCCCCUGUGGUCCUCUCCAACCGAGUCACCCCAGUGUGUCUCCCCUCUGGCAUGGAGCCCCCUACUGGCAGUCCAUGCCUGGUGGCAGGCUGGGGCUCCCUCUAUGAAGACGGCCCGUCUGCUGAUGUGGUGAUGGAGGCCAAGGUGCCUCUGCUGCCUCAGGGCACCUGUAAGAGCGCCCUCGGCAAAGAACUGGUCACCAACACCAUGCUGUGCGCUGGCUAUCUCUCCGGAGGCAUUGACUCGUGUCAGGGAGAUUCUGGAGGCCCGCUGAUCUACCAGGACAGGAUUUCAGGUCGGUUCCAGCUCCACGGCAUCACCUCGUGGGGAGACGGCUGUGGGGAGAAGGGCAAACCUGGAGUCUACACACGGGUGUCUGCUUUCUCUGACUGGAUUCAGGCUGAGAUACAAAAGUCAUUUGGAAGCAGGGAGCCGACAUGUCCGGAGCUUCUGAAGACGACAGAAAUGACAGAGGAGGAACAGAGGGCGGAGUUCAGCUCUCUCUGUCGCUUCUACACCCUGACCUGUCCCCCUGGUCAGUCUGCCAGCUCCUGCAGCCGUAUGACCGAGGACAAGUGCCUCACCCGCUUCAAGAAAUGUCAGCUGCGCUCGUUCCUGCAGACCCUGUUGGACUUGCUCCAGAGGGCCGAGGACUACAUCCGGGACAAGGUCGACUUGACCUUCUUCACCCAAACUCUGCCUCAGCUGGUGGAGCACAUCUACAGCACGGCUUUCACCCACACCAGAGAGAGGAGGGACCUGGGCCUGAGCCAUGGUCUCACACAGAUCCAAGAACAGCUAGGUGGAGCUGUGGUGCCGACAGAGCAGGGUCCUUCUCCAGUUCCUCCAGCCUUGUUCAGAGAAGUGGGACCCUCAGUGGACGACUGGGAGAAAUACCUGAGAAACGUGGCCGAGGACCUGGAAAAACAAAGCACUGAGUCACAAAGAGGACAGGAGGAGAAUCUCUUCUUACAGAUGGAGGACGCCUCAGUGCAUCAUCUGGAGGGAGAGUUUCGAUCUGUCAUCUCAGCUCUGCGCUCCAAACUGGACUCACGCGCCGCUCCUCCCAUCCUGCAACUGGACACAGUCUACCUCCAGGAGGACUCUCCCAACAGUCCCCCUUUACCUGCUUCUUCUACUGGAGCACCAGGCCACACCGGCCCCUCCUCCUCCUCCACCUCCUCCUCCUCCUCCCAGGAAUCCCAGCAGCCCUGGUCACUUCUAUCAGCUCUGAUGAGUGAAAUUCAGAAAUUAGGGACACAAGAAGACGCGCCACAGAGCGAAACCUCGGCCGAUAGUGACGUUCUCGGUGAUGCAAAAUGGAGCGCAAACUCAGAGGAUUUUACUUUUGAAGAGGAUGGAGACAGGGCAGAAACAAAAUCUUCAGCGUCACCAGAGCAGUCAACAACUGUCGGUCAGCCGGUCGCUGAAGGUGCUCACACAGAGACGACAGCUGACCCACGACAGACUGUGAACAGUUUAAGUCUUCACAGAAAAUACAGGAGCCUCCUUCGCAAGAGGCAGAUACCUGGGGCCAACGGGAAAAUUUGUCCCGGAGUGAGAGAGUCCUCGCAGCAAGUCAGCCAAGUCAGAGACUCGUACAGAUGGGUCUUAAAUAUCCCAAGCAAGAACCUACGCAUGAACUUCCAAGAGGUGUUAGUCGAUCUGAGCUCCAAGAACGAUCGAGGACUUUACCAGGCGCGGGUCAGAGCUGUCGUGGGAGGACGACCUUUGACCUUCUACAGUCUCGUGGGCCUGGAGAAUGAGUCAUUCUACCGUAGCGUGCCGAGGAUCAUCGCUCUGGCACUGGAGGCACUCAAGACUUGAUUUUAUUUACAGCAAAGCGAGAAGAAUAAAGACUCAAACGAGAGACAAUAGCACAGACACUUCUCAGAAAGACCCCUCGUCCCGGGAAAGAGAGAGAGAGAGAGACGCACAUAAAACGCACACUCACACAAACUGUACUUCUACUUCCGUCUCCUGUGAAAAGAGUUAUUAUGUUUGUUCCCCACCUGAGAGCCUGACUGUAGCUCUUAAAGGAAACCAUGAAUGUAUCAAUCCAACUAUGGACCGUCCAUCACGCCGCAGGAUGUUUUCUUUUUGAUUCUGUGUUGUUUUGUUUUUGUGGUUGGAGACGCAGCCUUGUCUAACUUAUGAAUCUGUACAAAAUAAGUUAUUCAUAAUGUCUUUUGCAAAGGUUGAGCCUCUUGUGAAGCAGACAGACCGUAUAUAUUAUUCAUAUUCUUACCUUAUUCCUAUCAUAUUUAUUUGUAUAGA
Molecule: messenger RNA, 4145 nt
Organism: Acanthopagrus latus (yellowfin seabream)
Lineage: Eukaryota; Metazoa; Chordata; Actinopteri; Spariformes; Sparidae
Gene: prss56
Product: serine protease 56
Exons: 16
Coding region: 1008-3695 (895 amino acids)
Biological process (GO): proteolysis
Molecular function (GO): serine-type endopeptidase activity
Source: RefSeq, a predicted model, not a curated record